Molecule: messenger RNA, 1489 nt
Organism: Choloepus didactylus (southern two-toed sloth)
Lineage: Eukaryota; Metazoa; Chordata; Mammalia; Pilosa; Megalonychidae
Gene: SNU13
Product: small nuclear ribonucleoprotein 13
Exons: 3
Coding region: 121-507 (128 amino acids)
Biological process (GO): mRNA splicing, via spliceosome; maturation of SSU-rRNA; ribosome biogenesis
Cellular component (GO): precatalytic spliceosome; nucleolus; box C/D methylation guide snoRNP complex
Molecular function (GO): RNA binding
Source: RefSeq, a predicted model, not a curated record
CUUCCUGCAGCGCGCGGCAGAUUCCGCUCCUUUCCUGGUGCGGCUUUCCGGCCGAAGCGAACGUUUCUCUUUGAGGUAGCUGAGCUGUUUAAGGAGAAGCGAGUCCGGGGAACCGCAGCCAUGACUGAGGCUGAUGUCAAUCCGAAAGCCUAUCCCCUCGCAGAUGCCCACCUCACCAAGAAACUACUGGACCUUGUUCAGCAGUCGUGUAACUACAAACAGCUUCGUAAAGGAGCCAAUGAGGCCACCAAAACCCUCAACAGAGGCAUCUCUGAGUUCAUCGUGAUGGCUGCCGACGCUGAGCCCUUGGAAAUCAUCCUACACCUUCCACUACUGUGUGAAGAUAAAAAUGUGCCCUAUGUGUUUGUGCGCUCCAAGCAGGCCUUGGGGCGGGCCUGUGGCGUCUCCAGGCCUGUCAUUGCCUGCUCUGUCACCAUCAAGGAAGGCUCACAGCUGAAGCAGCAGAUCCAGUCCAUUCAGCAGUCCAUUGAGAGGCUUUUAGUGUAAACCAGUGGCCUCUGCCACGCUCUCCCAGCUGACUGCUUCCCGGGGGUAGUAAAUCAUAUAUUGUCUAUGUUGGCAUGUAGUGUUUUCAGCUACUUCUUAUUGUCAUAAAAUUUAUUGUAGUCCCAAAUGGUUUCUAGAUUGUUGGAUUGUUUGUGUUUUGUUUUACAGACUUUUUUCUCCCCCAUCCCCAAUCCUCUUAUCCUCCCUUUUGAAAAUGAACUAAUACCCACUAGAAGGAGAGUGGUGGCCACUUUCACUGGCAGGGAUGAGCCAGGAUAGAGAUCUGGUUCCAGCUGUCGUCCUCUGGCUUCCUGGAUACCUGCUGUUUGCAGGCAUACAAGAGAGCAUGAUGGAAGGAAACACUGUCCACUUUAUGUCUCUGUGCCUGGCAUACAGAAUCAUUCCAAAAAUGUUUAUUUUAAAAAAUCAAGGAGUUUCCUUUGCUCUCUAGGGGAUUCUGAGUCAUUUAGAGAGGAAGCAUGUGUUCUGUGAGGUGGUUAGGUUUAUGUCCAAGCAUCAGUUACUAAUGUAACCCCACUAUUUUUGGUAAUGUGACGUUGUGUUCUUUCACCAACCCCCACUGGUGCCCUGAGAGUGGCAGGGCAGCAGCAUGCUAAAGAGAUGUGCUGUAGGAUUCCAGAAGCAGCCUGGCAAGUGGGGCAGUUGACCUAGGCCUUAAUGGGGUCAAGAGGAGCAAAAGAAAAGAGGGUCAGCUGGUGUUGGAAUGAAGGAUUCUGGUAAGGUCAUGGAGACCUGGCUGCAACAUGCAGCAGGUAUUAUUGAGUCCAAGGCAGCAUCCUCUCUUCGUGAAAUGAGGAUUUCUUCAGUGGACACUUUGCCCCAGCUCUGAGAGCCCUCGCCUCUGCUUCUUGCCACAGUAUGGGUCACGUGUAUACUUCAUCAGAUCAGAAGGAUAGUGCUAACGUGUCAUUCAUUCUUGUGAGCUUCAUAAUAAAGACAUAUAUUCAUAUUCUGAUUUAAA